Molecule: messenger RNA, 315 nt
Organism: Aspergillus glaucus CBS 516.65
Lineage: Eukaryota; Fungi; Ascomycota; Eurotiomycetes; Eurotiales; Aspergillaceae
Exons: 3
Coding region: 1-315 (104 amino acids)
Source: RefSeq, a predicted model, not a curated record
AUGAUGGUCUCUAUUCCCUUCAUUGUUGCAGCCCUGGCCACUAGUGCCUUUGCAGACAUUCACACUCAAGGUGUCUGUAUUGAUACCCCUGGCUCCGGAGUGCAAGUCUACAACAAAGCCGCCACCGAAAAGACAUGUGAUGCUUAUAAAAACCGAAACACCGGUAGCAAGCAAUGGGAUCAAUGCCCCGACUGUACAUUGAAGAGUGAGCGGGACCUGUUGUACUACUGUGAGUCCGAGGGCGAGCACAUUGGAGGCGACGAGUUGAACUAUUAUUGCACGCAAAAUGGUGCGGGAGAUAGUGUGGCUUGGUAA